Pistacia vera is the source of this 3609-nucleotide messenger RNA. Its product is annotated as putative disease resistance protein At3g14460. Lineage: Eukaryota; Viridiplantae; Streptophyta; Magnoliopsida; Sapindales; Anacardiaceae. The coding region runs from base 1 to 3111 and encodes 1036 amino acids. Gene Ontology annotation, molecular function: ADP binding. Gene Ontology annotation, biological process: defense response to other organism. The record is from RefSeq and is a predicted model, not a curated record. The transcript is spliced from 3 exons.
AUGGGAGGAAUUGGCAAAACAACACUUGCUCGCCAAGUGUUCAAUGACGAGGCAGUGAAAGAUUUUGACCCAAAAGUAUGGGUUUCUGUUUCUGAUCAUGACCAUUUUGAUGUUCAAAAGAUCAGCAAGAUCAUUUUGGCGGAGAUAACUUCCGAGUCUUCCGAUGUGGAGACUCUUAACCAACUACAAGUUAAACUGAGAUCUCUACUAGCUGGCAAAAAAUUCUUGCUUGUACUGGAUGAUGUCUGGAAUGAAGAUUAUGAUAAGUGGGAAAACCUAAAAGCUCCCUUCAUGGCAGGAGCACCAGGGAGUAGGAUAAUUGUUACAACACGCAACCUCAAAGUUGUGUCAACAAUGACUGGAUCCUUUGAAAGUCAUAAUGUGAAGCUCUUAUCAGAAGAGGAGUGUUGGUCCCUGUUCGCCAAACUUGCAUUCGAGAAUAAAGAUAUUGCCAAAUUUACAAAUUUGGAAUAUAUUCGUCAAAAAGUUGCCUCGAAGUGCAAUGGCUUACCCUUGGCUGCUAGGACUCUUGGUGGCCUUCUACGUUCUGAGCCAAGAGAAAGUAAGUGGGAAAAUAUUUUAGACAGUAACAUAUGGGAAGAUGCAUUGUACUCAAGUAAGCAGAGUGAGAUUCCUGCGGCGUUAAAACUAAGCUACCACUAUCUUCCUUCCCAUCUAAAAAGAUGUUUUGCAUAUUGUGCAAUCUUUCCAAAGAAUCAUGAAUUCGAAGAGGAGGAGCUUGUCCUUUUGUGGAUGGCAGAAGGUCUAAUUCAAAAGUUAGAAGACAAUAUGGAAUUGGAAGAUGUAGGUGGUGAAUAUUUUCAAGAUCUGCUAUCAAGAUCACUUUUUCAGAAAUCAAGCAACACGGACAGUUCUACUUAUGUAAUGCAUGAUCUUGUUAAUGAUCUGGCAAAAUGGGCUUCUGGAGAUACAAGUUUUAGAUUGGAGGAUGAAUUGAGGAUCAACAACCAAGAAGUAUUAAAAAAGAUUCGCUACUUGUCUUCCGUGCCUGGUGGCCCUCGUCGGUAUAAUGUGGGAACUAAAUUUGAAGCACUCCAUGCAGCUGUGAACUUGAGGACUAUCUUUGAACUCCAUGGUGCAUCUCGUAUACACUUUCUAGAACUUUUGCCAAAAUUCAAAAAAUUGAGGGUGUUGUCUCUAUUGAAUGUUAAUGAAGUUAAUUUACCAGAUACAAUUGGAGAUUUGAAACAUUUGAGGUACCUCAAGCUUUCAGACUCUAUGAUUACACGCCUACCUAAGUCAAUAAAUUCAUUAAUCAACUUAGAGGUUUUGGUUUUGCAGCUACCAGCUUGUGGAUUUUUCAAAAGAUUACCUCCUAUGGGAAAUUUGAUCAAUCUACGCCAUCUUAAUAUCCCAAGAGGAAUUUUAAAAAAGAUGCCAUUGGGAAUGGAAAAUUGGAAGAAUCUUCGAACAUUAUCUGAAUUUGUCGUGGCCAAAGAUAGUGGAUCUGGUUUGGAGGUUUUAAAUAACUUCAAGUUUCUUCGUGGAAAGCUUCAUAUUUCGGAAUUAAAAAAUGCAACCUCAUUUUCGCCAGAAGCAAUAUUAUGUGAUAAGGAGAAGUUAGACGAGUUAUGGCUAGAAUGGUAUUGUGAUCUUAGGCGAUAUUGUGGCAAUGGUGAUGAAGACUGUCAAAGUGAGGAAGUACAGAAAAAUGUACUUGAUAAAUUAAGACCUCACAAAAAUCUAAAAAAGCUCCGCAUCAGUGGAUAUGGUGGCACACAGUUUCCAGAUUGGCUUGGAAAUUUAUCAUUGUCUUUAACUUCCUUGGAGACGCUUGAGAUUGAUGACUGUGACAAAUUGCAACGUCUGUUUUAUGAUAGAGAAGUGGGCACUUCAUCUUCCUCUUCUUCACGGAUGGACACUCAGCACUUUAAUCUGAAGAUCACCAAUUGCCCAUCUCUCAUGAGUUUAUCAUCAACAGGUCAGUUACCUAAGACGCUUGAGCACCUUGGAAGUUUAGAAAUUUACGAUUGUGAUUCUUUGACAUGCAUUGUGAGAGGUCAGCUUCCUUCAUCUCUGAGAAAGCUAUCGGUAGAUAGUUGUUACAAAUUGAAGUGUUUGUUGGAUGAUACAGAAGAUGUUGGCACUUCUUCUCUAUCUUCUUCUUCAGUGAUGCACAGAGAGAUCAUUGACAACACAAGAAUAUCUCAGCUAGAAGACUUGGACAUCAGGAGUUGCUCAUCUCUCGCUUGUUUAUCAUCGAAAGGUCUGUCGCUUACUAAACUUAAGCACCUCAAAAUUGAAAGUUGCCCAAAUCUCCCCAUCUUAUUGUUAGAAGACCAACCAACUGAAGCACCUGAAUACCCCAUUGUUCCUUCCUGUGAAAAAUUAGAGCUAAUAGCAAAGAGGUUCCAUAAAAACAUGGCUCUCCAAGAUAUUUGUAUGAGCUAUUGUUAUAAUCUUAGAUCAUUACCAGAGGGUUUACACAAUCUUAAUUGUCUUCGUAAGAUUCUCAUAAGUAACUGUCAUAGUCUUUUGUCCUUCCCUGAUGAAAGGCUUCCUAGCACAAUACGAGAAGUCUGUAUAACAGAGUGUCAGAAUCUUAAAGCUCUCCCCAAUGGCAUCCACACCCUCAACUCUCUUCAAGAAUUGUACAUAUCCGGUUGUCCAAGAAUAACAUUUCCAGAAGAAGGUCUCCCCACCAGCCUCACAUCACUUACAGUUGCAGGUCCGAAUAUCUGUAAGCCACUGAUGGAGUGGGGAUUGCAGAAGCUCACCUCACUUAAAUACCUCGGGAUUGGCUGGGGAUUGAACAAGCCCUUUCUUACCUCUCACUCGACUAAUGAAGGCUCAGAUGCAGAAUCUUUUCCUGGAGAAUGGAUGUUCCCGCCCUCUUUAACAAAGCUGUUCAUUUUUGAAUUCCCAAAGUUAAAAUACCUAUCUUCCCAAGCUUUUCAAAAUCUCACCUCUCUUCAACAUUUAGAGAUCUCUGGUUGCCCAUAUCUGACAUCCUUUCCAGAGGAGGGCCUCCCAUCCUCACUUUUGAAAUUAAUGAUUUUUUACUGUGAUCGGUUAAAAAAGAGUGUAAGAAGGAAGAAGGACAAAGAGUGGUCGAAGAUUGCCCAUAUCCCUGAAAUCCGUAUUUCGUAAACAUGUAGAAAAGGGAGGAAGAACAAGCUCUAUGAAGUCUCAUAAUCCAAAGAAUUAGCUCUUGAGGUAUCUGAAGUUGAACACCUAAAUCCUGUUUACUUUUACAAUUAACAGCUAGGUAUUUAUUGUGUUCCUCAUGCAGAAUCAUCUGAACUCCCAACUCCAAUCAAUCACCAUGGAACAAAAUAAGAGGAAGAAAACUUCCACAUAUCAUUGUCGAUGCAGUACUACUACCGAUUGAAACAGUCGAGGCAAAACAGAACAUCUAUGGCAUGUGACUUCGAGUUGUUGAAGAUUUGUCCAAGAGUCAAGUUUGUGGGCGAAAACCAAGACUCAUAUGAGUAACUGCUAAUACGAGAGAGCUAAUAAUACUGAAUUGUACAAUUUCUGAGGAAGGUUUUUCAUGUGUGUUUGUGUGCCACCUUGGUUGGAAGAUGAUGGGGAUUGUUGAGAUGGAAUUGAAUUGUGGUUUCUACCCAAACUGUCAGAGAGGGAAGU